This is a messenger RNA of Rhopilema esculentum, 2442 nucleotides long. RefSeq names its product protein XRP2. NCBI's taxonomy places the organism in Eukaryota, Metazoa, Cnidaria, Scyphozoa, Rhizostomeae, Rhizostomatidae. Gene Ontology annotation, biological process: post-Golgi vesicle-mediated transport. The record is from RefSeq and is a predicted model, not a curated record. Gene Ontology annotation, cellular component: periciliary membrane compartment; cilium. Gene Ontology annotation, molecular function: GTPase activator activity.
GAUUACUAUGCACAGUUACUUGCAGAAUGAUAUACUAUUUCCACUUUUGGCUAACAUUUUCCUUUAGCUCUACAGAAAAGUGGGGGGCCAUGGCCUCCCCGGCCCCCACCCCGCUUUCGCCGGCCCUGGAAACCCCCAAGCACAGAGCACAGCAGCCUCGAUUUGUCUGAAUGUAGCCUCGAUUUGAUGUUAGACAUUUCAAAUUUUGUUUUGGGGUGGACGAAUGGAUUUAGUGUUGUUAACUGGUAACUAGGAAUAUCUUAGACGCAAAUAUGGGUUGUGUGCAGUCAAAACACGAGGAGGCUGACUCAGAAUCAAAGAAGGAAGAAACCGUUUACAGCUGGGACAGACCUGGAAGGCCAGAUCCUGCUGAUUUUACAAUCGAAAAUCAAGAUGGGACAGUGACAGGUCGGCUCCCAGGAAAAAUUGAUGGACAACAGUUUAUAAUAAAAAAUUGCAAAGAUAGUCAAAUAUAUCUGUUUGACCAUUCAGCUACAAUAACUGUUGAUGACUGUGAAAGGUGUAAAUUUGUCUUUGGGCCAAUCAAGGGAAGCAUCUUUUUUCGAAAUUGCAAAGACUGUCAAGCAGUUGUUGCCUGUCAGCAGUUUAGGACAAGAGAUUGCAAGAAACUAGACAUUUUCUUGCAUUGUGUCAGCCAGCCAAUUAUUGAAGCAUCAACAGGAAUGAAGUUUGCCUGCUACCAGUAUGCUUAUCCAGAACUCAAAGACCAGUUCCAGAAGGCAGGUUUAAGCUUGUUUAGUAACAAUUGGUUCAAUAUACACGACUUUACGCCAGUUGCUGGUGAAGCCAACUGGUCUCUCCUGCCAGAGACAGCCACUGUAGAUCACUAUGUCCCAUUUCCAAAUACUGAGGAAUUCAAUUCAGUUAACGUUUCAAGCAACGCAGAUGAAUUUGUAGUGCCUGUAACCAGAGGUUCCAGGGAAAAGAAGUACGAUGAAUCUUGCUUGCUGCUAUUUUUUGGAAAUGCAAUCACAAGAUGUAUGGAAUUUACCAAUGAGUUGAAGAAAAAGGCAACGUUUGAUAUUGUGCAAACUAAAGAAGUAAAGAUGACCGCAGAAGAUGCUAGUCGCAUUCUUCGAAAUGAAAAUUUUGCCGACGCUGUAGCUCAAGGGCCGGCCGUUGGUGUUGAAGUGAAUGGAGAAAAUAUGAUCCAAGCUUGCUUAGAUGUUCGGUCAGACAUGCGCAUUGAAGAGACGGUAUUGCAUAUUUCAGGAAAUAAAGAUGAAGCACAAAGGGAGAUAGAUGCCUUUUAUAACUUCGUUGAUAUUACAAUGUCAUAAAGAACCUUAGAGCGCGGGAUGGUUUGUGACGUGAAUUUUGCUUUGAAUCCGAUCCUUGAGUCUACCUAAAGCAAAAAUGCUUCUUUUGUCUUGGUUAAAGAAAUCCUUGAUUUUUAAACGCAGUGCUUUUAGAAACUGGAUUUUCCUUUUCUGUUCCAAGUGUGGUAGACCGUCUCUAGGGUACAAUGUUUUAAUAAUAGAUUCGUCUUGCCAUAAAACUGUGUUGAUUAUAAAAGAUAGCCAGUAGUACAAGUAUUUAUAUAUGUAAUCCCUGGUUCAUUACAAUUUGUGAAAAGCUCACACCUACACUAUCUCAUUGCCCAAAUGCAUGGAUUCAGCUCCCUACAGACCCUCUAAAAUCCGUAAACCUUGUCUUGCGAUUAAAUUCCCUAAUUUUGCUUUCGUGUACUAGAAGGCCUAGCCGGUUAUUUCCGUUUAGUUAUACCAAUGUUUUAUUUAUAAAGAUGACCACAUUUUAUAUAUAACGAUACUUUUAAGAUUUGCAGCAUUCAUUGCUAUAAGAUGGCAUUGACACCUUAUAAAAGUGUAUUUAUGCAUUUUGCGAGCGAAUAUGCUUGUAAAAUUACUGCUGUUGCUAAAUUAAGAGUUUGUCCGAUUCUUCAACAUCCGUUUUGAAAUUGUGUGCGUAUUUAUCUAAUGUGGAUUUCUAGUCAAAUACAUAAAUUUUAGUAAUUUCAUUUAUAUUAUCUUUGUUUUAAUACCCAUUUAAUUGCCCAUACUACAGAAGAGGUUUCGCCUUUUUUGCAUAUGAAUAAAAAUUACAUUUUUGAAAGUUUUAUCCUUCACCCUAUCUUAUAUGAAUGAAGUUACAUUUUUGAAAGUUUUAUCCUUCACCCUAUCUUAUAUGAAUAAAGUUACAUUUUUGAAAGUUUUAUCCUUCACCCUAUUUUAUCAAGUACUGACUUUAAGUUUUGAGUGUGCCCUUUCUUAAAAGUGACUUUUUAAUAAAUCGCUUAUUAGCAUUUUCUGCAUAAUGCUGUCUCUUGGUAGAAGAUGCUAUGUUAGCCGUUUGUAAAUUUACAAUUAGAAACUGUGGUGUAUAAAUUCUUAGUUCAUUAAGGGAUUGAUAGUAACUAAUAACUUGUUGUAAUUAUUCAACAAACAACUUUAAUGUAGAUUA